GUUCAAUAAAAACGAAUAUCAUAACAACCAAGCAAAAGCAAAGCAAGUCUCAUUAUUUUUUCGCCUAGUUUAUGAACACUUUCUUCUCUUGCUAAUCUGUCAAAAUAUUUACCAAAAAAAAUGAUGUAAAAUUCUUCUUUUCAUUUUGAUAACAAAUUUUCCAGUAUUAUUCGUGUAAUUCGCUCAUUUAUAGUAUAUUACGCAACAGCAACAACUUUGAUUUGUUAAUUAGUGUGAUAGCUAUCGUUUAUAAUCAUUAGUUACACCUUUAAAAUGGCUGAGAUCAGUGAAAAAUACAAUACCAAGUGCCCUGGCGUUAAACGUCUAAUGAGAGAAGCUUUGGAGUUGGCUGAUGCAACAGAAGAUUACUGUGCUCGGCCGCUAGAAGACAACCUGUUCGAGUGGCACUUCACGGUGCAAGGUCCUAAAGGCACGGACUUCGAAGGUGGCAUCUACCAUGGCAGGAUUCUACUACCAAAGGAGUAUCCCAUGCAUCCCCCACAUAUUAUACUGUUGACGCCCAAUGGAAGGUUCGAGGUUCACAAAAAGAUCUGUCUUUCAAUUUCUGGCCAUCACCCAGAGACAUGGCAGCCAUCAUGGUCAAUCAGAACAGCCUUGCUAGCUCUCAUUGCAUUCAUGCCCACUCCUGCUGAGGGCACCAUUGGGUCCCUCGACUACACUCCGGCCGAGAGGAAAAUAUUAGCCAAGAAGUCCAAGAGCUGGGUAUGCCCUCAGUGUGGUGAGAUAUCAGCUCUGCUUUCCAGUGCUGCAUCUAAACCACCAACUGAGGAGGAACAAUCAGUAUUAGACCAGAUUGCUCUGAAAGGCGAGGAGGAGCAGGCAGUGAAGCCUCCGGAGGAGCCCGUGCAGGAGGUACAGACCCAGGUGUCGGAGUCCAUUGAGUCAUCAGGAACCAGCUUCUUGGACCAGCUCACUGAGAUAAUAGUGGCAUUACUGGUGGGGCUUGUGGCUGUGUUUAUCUACAGGCGCUGGAAUGCUUACUACAACACAACUGAGUCAGAGCUAUAACUUUUAGGAUACUUAUUUAUUUAUGGCCUAUAUUCUAUAGUUAUAUUAAAGUUAUACCUAAUCAAGUAAGAUAAUAUUUUGUGUGUAUAAAUGAAUUGUCUAGAAAUGUAAUAUACUACAUGAGUCCUUGCCAUCCAUUCAUCUUAUAAAUUAUUAAAAUUUAUUGUAAAAAUUUGCAUAAUUUCUGGAACUGAUGCAAAUUUUAAAUGAUAAAGGUAUGUAUCAGUGUGUGUCAAGCAGCAACAAAUGUUUGAAUACAAAACAAAUUAAUGUUGUAUUGGCUACAUUAUAUUGUUCCAAAUAUUUCAUGUUUGUGAUAUUUAUUAUUUAAUGUUUAGAACCUCUUACGCUAGAUGUUUUAAUAUAAAUAGGAACCUAAAUGUAUGACAUUCCAAGAGAUUGAACAUAAUGUUUUCACUUCUGGGAUCAUAAAUUAUUUGACUACAUAUUGUUAACUCUAGCAAGCAAGUAAUAAACUUGCAUUUUUUACAUUAUGUGUAAUUAGUCUUAAAAUUCUGAAGUGCUGAUAUUGUUUUUUGUUAAUAAAAUUAUAAAAUAUA
This is a messenger RNA of Plutella xylostella (diamondback moth), 1589 nucleotides long. RefSeq names its product ubiquitin-conjugating enzyme E2 J1. The record is from RefSeq and is a predicted model, not a curated record. Lineage: Eukaryota; Metazoa; Arthropoda; Insecta; Lepidoptera; Plutellidae.